GUUUCUGAAGUUUAUGAGGAUGGUGAACAAACGUUUCUUCAAGCCUCUUCUUCCUGGCUUCCACAGCCACUUGACAAUUCCUGUAGCCUUCUUCGUCAAGUAUAUAGAAGCAAAAAACGAGCACCAUACGACGAAGCUAAGAUCAGACGCGUCAAAGAUAACCUGGGAAGUGAAAAUAGAAGAUGGCCAGAAACUCACUGACGGUUGGAAAGAGUUCGCUCUUGCACACGAUCUUCGUAUCGGCGACAUUCUCAUUUUCAAGCAAGAGAAAGACAUGGCUUUCCACGUAACACUCUUGGGACCCACUGGCUGUGAGAUUCAAUAUGAGUCGUGUUCAGAAGAAGAGAACAACUUCGGGAAUAUUCCAAAGAAGAAGAAUUCAAAAAGAGAAGCAGAGUCUUCUUCACUAGAUCCUUCUUGUUUUUUGGCUAAUAUCUGGCCUUCGUCCUUACGCUAUGACUCAUUGAACCUUCCAAGGAGUUUUGUGAGGGCAAAUGGUCUAGAGACAAGAUGUGGAAGAGAGAUCGUUCUGAUAAAUGAAAAGGGUAAAUCAUGGACUUUGGCUUUAAGACAAAAGCUAUCUGGACCUACUUACAUCAGACGAGGGUGGAGAAGUUUCUGUAUUGCCAAUGGUCUUAAAACUGGAGGCGUCUACACUUUCAAACUAAUCAAGAGAGGGAGAGCUCCGGUUCUUCGUUUGUCCUCCACAGAGUCAGAGUUAGAAGAGAGAAACAUCGAGAAGAUUCAGAGGAACAAAGCAGAGUCUUCCUCACUAGAUCCCUCUUGUUUUGUGGCUAAUAUCUCGCGUGCAACCCUACGUUAUGACACACUGGGUCUUCCAAUGAAAUUUUCAAGGGAAAAUGGUCUAGAGGCAAGAUGUGGAGAGAUUGUUCUAAUGAAUGAAAAGGGUAGAUCAUGGAAGCUAAAUCUGAAACGAAAGAGAUCAUGCGGAACUAUGUAUAUCACACAAGGGUGGAGGAGUUUCUGUAGUGCAAAUGGACUUAGAGCUGGAAGUUCUUCCACUUUCAAACUGAUCAAAAGAGGAGGAACUCUGGCUCUACGUUUGUCAUCUAAAGAGACUGAAGAAGAAGAAGAAGAUUGCUCAUUAAAAGCUAAUGAAGUGGAGUCUCUUUCCACAGAACCAGAAAGCGAUGAAGAGGGGAGCCAAGAUGAGAAACAAAUCAAGAAGCAUAGAUCGACAUGGAAAGCUUCAUCUUCACAAUCCCAAAACCGAUUUGUGACACUUACUUUUAGACCUUUCAAUCUUGAAAAGUAUUUACUGUUUCUUCCUUUACGCUUCACCAGGUGGCACGGCAUCAAUGAGGAAACUAAAAUGAGACUGUUGGACAAAAACGGUGUCAAGUGGUCUACGGAUCUGCGGUCUGGGAAAACUAAUAUUGAUAAAAUAAGAUUGGUAGGAGGUUGGCAAGAAUUCUUCAAAGCUAACUGUGUGAAGACAGGUGAAUCUAUCAUUGUGAAGCUGAUAUGGGAUGGAGACAAAAGUUGUAUCCUCAAGUUCUGCUCUAAGGUAAAGCAUGAGACCGAAUGAAACUGUAUCUGUGUACUAUGUUUUAGGAGAUGUUUUAGCUUUCUUUAAGUUCCCAUGACGAAUUAAAAUGAAUCAACGUUGGCCUUUUUGUUGUUUGGGAUUUGUGAAUGUUUUUCUUUUGUCAACGGGAUCUGUUUCAAAAUGCAUAAAGAUUAAGAAAUCUAUUUUUCUC
Messenger RNA from Brassica oleracea var. oleracea, 1721 nucleotides. RefSeq names its product B3 domain-containing protein REM14-like. NCBI's taxonomy places the organism in Eukaryota, Viridiplantae, Streptophyta, Magnoliopsida, Brassicales, Brassicaceae. The record is from RefSeq and is a predicted model, not a curated record. Gene Ontology annotation, molecular function: DNA binding. The transcript is spliced from 7 exons. The coding region runs from base 14 to 1549 and encodes 511 amino acids.